Molecule: messenger RNA, 3378 nt
Organism: Penicillium brasilianum
Lineage: Eukaryota; Fungi; Ascomycota; Eurotiomycetes; Eurotiales; Aspergillaceae
Source: the annotation of a GenBank genome assembly
AUGGGGUCAGCAUACCACCCGGAUGGCGAACCGAGUCCUCUGUCGUCUCCCUUGGGGCUCCUCUCCGAAUCACCCGAGUCCGAGUCCGGCUUUCAAAAGCUUUCCUUGCAGACCGAUCGACCCUUGCGAGGCUCGGUAGACAGUCUCUCCUCGGGAUAUGACCCUCUUCCAAGAUCUCCGCUUUUCGAGAAUGAUCAUGGACUCGGUCCGUCCGGGCUGGAUCGCAUACGCCAGCAACCAUCACGCGUCCUGACCCUUCCAAACCUGUCGACCUCGUCUCUUGCUCCCCUGGCCACCACAUCUACCCGCCCGACUCCCUCGACUCGCUCGAGCUCUUCGUCUCGAGCGCAUACCGGUCACAUGUCGAUGAGCCAAAACUUCGGUGAGCUGGAGGACUUGCACCGAUUCCCAUUGGAAUCCCUGCACUCCUUUUCUUUCGCCCAACAAUCAGAGGAGCUACUGCACAGUCGACAAAAUAUUCUGAAAAGAUCGAUCGACUUCAUGCGUGACCGCAUGGGAUGGGCGGCCAGCAACAACGCUAUCGUGAGCGCACAGGCCAACGUGAGUGGGGAUGCGGAUAUCCAGGGUAUGAUGGAUCUUUUGACUCGGGCCCGUGUCCUGGAUGAGGAUAACGGUGCUCAUCCGCGGGGACCCACGACGGGACCUGCAGAUGUCAAUGGGGACAACAUCUUCGAGAAGGCCUUUUCAGAUCGUGGUUCGUCCCCCACUAGUACCCGAGAUACAUCCCAGGAACUCGCCGUCCCUCCAGGAUCCCAGGUUCCAGGACCUCAGGCAACCUCCGACAGCGUCCAGCUCUUGAGCCCGGUGCCUAGUGAACGUAUUCCGCAAUCCCGCAAGGAUCUCUAUUCGGCACCGACAUCCCGGCGCGUAAGCUUAAAACCGCAACCAUACGCCUCUACGGACCCCUUCGCCUCCAUGGCAUCCUCUACCGUUGGACUGGGCUUCCCCAUGCCUUCGGCCUUGCACACCCAUAGCAGCAAAUGGACCCCCGUCUCGCAGGCCGUUUUCCGGACUGAAGCCAAAGCACCAUGGACAAUUCUCGCGGCGAACGAUCUCUCAUGUCUUAUUUUUGGAGUCACCCAAUCCGAGGUCCGGCGGCUCAGCAUUCUAGAGGUCGUACAAACAGAGCACAGGCAGUGGCUCGAAGCUAAACUUCAAGACCCUAGCACCGAUGCCGCCGCCCGCACGCCACUUCAGCCGGAGAGACCCAAUAUCCGUGCAGUGAAUCCCAAGUUUCGAGGACUGGGUAAUGGGGUGACGGCCAAACUGCUCAGCAAACCUUCCUCACGCGAAAAGUCUCGGAGAGCACAGACCGAUGAUGGGUAUGGCUCCAGCACAAGAAACAACCGCAAUGCCAACCAUCCAGCAAACAAAUCUCGGGGAGUUCUCCUGUGUGGCGAUGUUGUGCCAAUCCAGAAGCGGAAUGGCGCCAAAGGUUCUGCUAGUAUCUGGGUGAUGGAGAAGCGCGGUGGUCUGAUAUGGGUGCUGGAAGAGAUUACGGAGAACAUUGCCUCUGUUCGCUGUGACGAUGCUUGGAAUGUGGUUGAGGCCAAGGGUGAUAUCGACAAGAUCUGGGGUUCACAUGUAGUUCACACCGGUCAGCCGAUAACCGACCUUUUACCUUGUUUGCCGUCCGAGUCCCUCGAGACUUCCCCCGAGAAGGGACUAGACAGGAUUGUCGCGUUGAAACACUUCGCGGCCCGCACUGCUGCUGGGGUGUGCAUUCCGGUGACGGUUGGAAGGGUGGACGAAGGUCGAACCUUGCAGGUGUCGAGUUUCCCCCACGUUGCAGGCAUGAUGGUCCUGUCAUCUUCCACUUUGAACGUGAUCAGCUCAAACUCUGUGUUCUCUUCAGCCCUGUUCGGCCAAGACCGCCCCGAAGGCCGCCACAUUACCGAGUUGGUACCCGGGUUUGACGAGAUCUUGGAUGUGUUAACGGAGGAGGAUAAUGUACCCUUGGUUGAUGGUAUUGUGAUUCCUGAACACAGUUUCCGCCGCGCGCGAACACUGUCCAUUCUCCGUGACGGCAAAGCAAACGCAGCAUCUGUUUUCACCGAGCCCAGUGGAUUACUCGCCAAACAUCGGGACGGCUCUACUAUUGUUGUUGAUGUACAGUUGCGCGUGGUGAAGAGUGGCACAUUUUUCUCCAAAGAACAAGUGGAGAGGCUCGAGGAGCGCUCAAGUGACUCGGAGGAUAGCGACGAUACCAUCGCCGUGACCGAACUUGUUUACGCGUUGUGGAUCACGUACUCACGACAAAUUCACGCCGCCGGACCGGCAGCCCAUCUCUCACCUUCCAUGUUACCAACCUCGAACCCUACCUCCCCCCCUUCCUCGGGCGCAACUCCCAGCUCCGAAAAUCCCUCUACCGCGGCCACUAGCAGGGAAACUCCCGAUGUCAGCAAGAGUUCCGUGGAGAUUCAAAAGCCGAGCUCCAUCCUGAGCCAACAGCUUAGUGAGGCCGCCUCAGAGCCCUUGACCGAUCGACCUGUGCAGCCGGUUGCCGAAGUUAAGGCAGCUGGUGCUAAGGAGACGCCACAGAAACGGACGAUCAACGACUAUGUGAUCCUGGAGGAAAUGGGACAGGGUGCUUACGGACAGGUUAAGCUGGCACGGCUGAAGAAGCAGCCGACCAAGAAGAUGGUGCUGAAGUACGUCACCAAGAAGCGGAUCUUGGUGGAUACGUGGACUCGCGACCGACGACUUGGCACUGUACCCCUGGAGAUUCACGUUCUAGACUUCCUUCGCCGCGAUGGGUACAAGCACCCCAACAUCGUCGAGAUGGAAGGUUUCUUCGAAGACGACAUCAAUUACUACAUCGAGAUGAUUCCGCACGGGCUUCCUGGCAUGGACCUGUUCGACUACAUUGAACUCAAGGCCAACAUGGAUGAGUCGGAGUGUCGGAAUAUCUUCAAGCAGGUUGUCAGCGCUAUCCAUCAUUUGCACACCAAGGCGCUGGUCGUGCAUCGUGAUAUCAAGGACGAGAAUGUGGUGCUGGAUGGGGAAGGCCGGAUCAAGCUGAUCGACUUUGGAAGUGCAGCCUACAUCAAGAAUGGGCCGUUUGACGUCUUUGUGGGAACAAUCGAUUACGCUGCCCCCGAAGUCCUCCAAGGCAAGUCCUAUCGCGGCAAGGAACAGGAUAUCUGGGCCCUCGGCAUCCUGCUGUACACGAUCGUCUACAAGGAGAACCCAUUCUACAAUGUCGACGAGAUCCUCGACCACCCCCUCCGCAUCCCCUUCCUUCCCUUCUCAGAAGCCUGCAUCGAUCUUAUCCGCAAAAUGCUGGAUCGUGACGUUGACAACCGGUUAUCCAUCACCGAAGUGCUCGAACACCCCUGGAUGACCGAGAGCGAAUGA